UUAAAUUUUUUUUUCCGACAGUUAAAUUGAACUGGAUCUGCAUUGCCGUGGCAGUUGAUCUGCAAGCCCAAACGGUUACUGCAGUGGGCGUGGAGUGCAUCUGCAAAAUCUCAUGAAUCACUUUCAGCAACUCUGCUCAACCUUCCAAUUUUGGACUUUUACUGCAAUUCUCCAAGGCUGUCCUUCGUGCUUACACUAAUUCUGCGCAUAAAUUGCUUCAAGUGACACACUGUUGCCACGCAAUUUCUCAAAAAUGCGGCCACUUGGAUCAUAUGCCCAAUUUGGCAAUCAGUUCUGCAAAAUUGUCAGUGCAGAGGAAGAUCAGGCAUUCAGGUCCCCGGCAAUUUACCACAUCACAGUGCUCGAGUGAGUCUUUUCGAACGAACCAUUACAAUAUCUCGCAGCUCUAAUUUAUUCCCAUAGGCGAGUUGCUAAGACUCUCAUCCAGAACGGACCGCCAAAUGAGUUGGUCCAAAUUAAAGGAUGCCAUUACGUGGAAGACAGGGCCCUCCGUGAUACUAUUCGAGUUCUACCAUCCAUGCAGGAGGCUUCUACAGAUGCUUCAUAUUUCUGCAGACUCUAUUUUGAUGGAUCCUCGUUCCUACCAACAAUGAUUUUCAACGAACAAGACAAGUGGUGCCCUUGCAGGUAUUCAAGCAAACGAAAGAUGCUGGCGCACGUCACAACGGACGGAUUGAAUGGCCUAACUUCUGUAACACAUCAUUUUAAUAUUCAAAAGGCCAACAAAAACUCUAUCAAAUGUUUCAUUAUGGUGUCACAGGUGCGGUUCGGCUCGUCCGUUGCUAUUGAGAAGGGGACAUGCUUAGCCACAACACUCAAAUCAGAGCAAUUGCCAGAAGUGCCUGGACAAAAAUUACUCCGCGUUGUCCGCGUUGACAAAAUCAAGGUCAAAAAAACCGGUGACAAAAAAUCAGACCAGGUACUCGCUGCAUCAAAGAUUCGGUUGGCUGUCACUUGCUUUGUCAGACCUCCUGAGACCAACAGUUGUUCGCAAGAAUCGCCUGCAAAUCUUCUACACUUGUCUUCAUACAAAACUGAAAUUUCUGGUGCACUUUUCGUCGCGGUCGUUAACGUCUCGUUCCAUAACACACUGGAAGUGAAGUACACAACCGACAUCGAUCAAUACGGAACGGCCACAUACAUCUGCAACAGUCUCCUAGACAUGCAAACCAACCAAGUUGUAUUGCCUGCUUCCAUCCCAAAAUUAGUAAUUGAAUUCAUUUAUGCUAACAGCUUUCGAUGCUUGAUGGCUCCCUUGCUUCAACAAAGAGUGUUACUCCGUCACUCGAAUCAAAUCCACUCCGAUGCCUAGAUCUGUUCUGCGGCUGCGGAGGAUUAUCCCUAGGGUUGGAGAUGAGCCACCUGACAACCUGCCUUUGGGCAGUUGACGCAGACCCUACAGCGUGCAAAUCCUUCGCUGCCAACUUCAGACAAGCAACAGUGUACCAAAGUUCAGCCAUUGACUGGUUGAAAGAACUAAAAACGGGAGCAUUGUUCACAAAAAAGGGACAGAAGCUGCCACAAACCGGCGAGGUGGAAAUGAUUAUUGGAGGACCGCCGUGCCAAGGAUUCUCCAAAUUAAAUAGAUUCAAAAACAACAACACCUCAGUCACAAACAAAUCACAAGUUCCAGUGUUUCUGGAAAUCGUCGCCUACUUCAGGCCUAAGUGCUUCUUGAUGGAAAAUGUCAAAUCCUUCAUCACAGAGGAUGGUGGAAAACACUUUCUGGCAGCGCUGCAGGCAACCAAAGACUUGGGUUAUUAUUUCAACUUCAAUGUCUUACAGGCUGCUGAUUUCGGCGCACCUCAACAACGCCCUAGGUUCUUCCUGUUUGGCACCCUCGACAGCAGACGGCUGGCUGCAGCACCAAUAAGCACCCAUUACUCUGGUCUGGAAGUCACAAGUGUCAAAGCAGCCAGUCAUACUCUGUCAUUCACGGACAAACAGGAAGCUUACUUUCAAAAAGUUACUGUGCACCACGCCAUUGCUGAUUUGCCAGAUGUUGAGCCACAAGAGAGCGGCAACAAAAUCAGCUACAACUCAAUCAACUCAACUUUCCAAUUCAAAAUGAGGAAUGGCAGUGACACUUUGCGAUUGCAUAAGCUCCCCACGUCACUGAAUCCAGAUGACCAAAAAAGGAUCACAAUGAUCCCGCCAGGGUCAGACUGGCGAUGCCUACCUCAGUCAGAACACGAGGAAUGCUUCAAAACGUUUGCGCUAACUUCGCUUAAAAUUUAUUUAAAAUUAAUCUUCCUCUUCUCUACUUCCAUUAGAGGCAUGCCCCUUGCACCUAAGUCACUGGUAAAGUCCUCUCGCUCUAAUGGUGACUGGAAAGGAGCUUAUGGCAGACUGCGAUGGUCCGACCUCUUCAUGACAGUUUUAACAAGACCAACCCUUGCUUCUAAGACUGGGACAAUCAUCCAUCCUAUCUACAAUAGAACCCUGACAAUACGAGAGUUUGCACGAGCACAGACCUUUCCAGACAACUUCAAAUUCAAAGGGACCAUAGCUCAAGUUCAGCGACAGAUUGGAAACGCGGUACCCCCCCUUCUGGCUGAAUCACUCGGACGUGCAUUCAAAAUCUAACAAAACGUACGCCUCAUUCUCCUCUUUCAUAACAACACGAGUCAUAUUCAAUAAAAUUUUUACUUCAUAACUGUGUAUUUAUUUCCAUUCAUUACAUUCCAUUCCUGCACAGUCCCUCCAAUGGCUGCCACCAGCAUGAAGACCGAAGCAUGGCCGGCGAGCAGGGCGCCCAGGGCAACCGCCUCUCACUGCAGCAUGCCCCAGAGGUGCUCCAGCCUUGGCACGGCUGCUGGCGGGGCGUCUCAGACUGCCUGCUGCACCUCUCGUGCCACCGUCUGGACUCUCACAUGCCUGAAAUCAAAGUGAAUCAGUCACAGCGCACAAAAAACACAACAUGGCGCAAUAAGGAAGGCCACAGCUGAAUGCCAAACACAUAUUGCACAUGUAAAACAGUUUUCACUCACCCCACA
This is a messenger RNA of Cloeon dipterum, 3017 nucleotides long. RefSeq lists its product as uncharacterized. Lineage: Eukaryota; Metazoa; Arthropoda; Insecta; Ephemeroptera; Baetidae. Gene Ontology annotation, biological process: negative regulation of gene expression via chromosomal CpG island methylation. The coding region runs from base 1261 to 2607 and encodes 448 amino acids. Gene Ontology annotation, cellular component: nucleus. The transcript is spliced from 9 exons. Gene Ontology annotation, molecular function: DNA (cytosine-5-)-methyltransferase activity; DNA binding. The record is from RefSeq and is a predicted model, not a curated record.